This is a messenger RNA of Dichomitus squalens LYAD-421 SS1, 393 nucleotides long. RefSeq lists its product as uncharacterized. The record is from RefSeq and is a predicted model, not a curated record. The transcript is spliced from 3 exons. Lineage: Eukaryota; Fungi; Basidiomycota; Agaricomycetes; Polyporales; Polyporaceae. Bases 1 to 393 code for a protein of 130 amino acids.
AUGUCUGUCAAGGAAAUCAGGGAAGCCUUGCCUAAGGACUACCACCUCUCCGAGAAGCUCGAAGGCGAGGCGCAGAAACAUCACCAGGGUCGCGGUGGUGCUAGUCGUGACAUCGAGGAGCUCUGCGCGUUGCCGCUCGGUUCGCGGAAUGAUCCCGCCAUGCGCACGAUGCAGACCACAUCGCGGCUACCGCGCCUGAGACAUUCGCUGUCGCGCACAUUCCGAGGUCACAUUGCCGACGAAGAUGCAGCUGAAGGAGAUGGGAGCAGAUGUGUGGCGUGUCCCCUGUCCGGCCUGUCUGGGCUCUGGAGCCACACGCCAUCAGGCUCAAUCUCAAAGAAGGCGGCGUGGACAGUUGGAUUGGGUGAUUAUCAUGUCACCGCGUCCUAUUAG